Molecule: messenger RNA, 2757 nt
Organism: Ochotona curzoniae (black-lipped pika)
Lineage: Eukaryota; Metazoa; Chordata; Mammalia; Lagomorpha; Ochotonidae
Gene: MMRN2
Product: multimerin 2
Exons: 7
Coding region: 1-2757 (918 amino acids)
Biological process (GO): negative regulation of vascular endothelial growth factor receptor signaling pathway; negative regulation of cell migration involved in sprouting angiogenesis
Molecular function (GO): protein binding
Source: RefSeq, a predicted model, not a curated record
AUGAUCCUCAUACUGCUCUUUUGUCUCGGGGGUCCGCUGGGCUGGGCCCAGGUUCUGGACACCAGCGUCUCUGAGCCGUGGAGUCUCAGGCCACCAGGGACAAGGGCUGAAGACCUUGACCCGGACCCUGCCCGACGGAACUGGUGCCCAUACCAGAAGUCCAAGUUGGUCACCUAUGUAGCCGCUUGCAAAACAGAGAAGUUCCUGGUGCACUCCCAGCAGCCAUGUCCCCAGGGACAGCCAGACUGCCAGACACCCAAAGUCAUGUACCAAAUGGCCCCGAAGCUGGUGUACCAGGUUAAGCAGAAGGUGCUGAUGUCGGUGGACUGGAGGUGCUGCCCAGGCUUCAGGGGCCCCGACUGCCAGCACUACGACCCCACGGCAGUCUCAGAUCCUGCAGAGCCUGGCGACUGGAGCAGGCUGGGCAGCUCGGAGCACGGCCCCUUGGCUGUGGAGGUGCAGCAGCAGCAGGGUCAGCAGCAGCCCCCGCAGGGAGGAUUCCAGAACGACAUGCAGCCAGGGCUGGAUGGCCUUCCAGACCCUUGGAAGGCCCCAGCCGGGAACCUCACAGUCGCUGGGAUGGAGACCAAUCACACGGAGCUUGGCUUUCCUGGCAGGGCCUUGGAGCAGGUGCUCCUGCACCACGCCGACACCUUCCUGCAACGGCACCUGGGCUCCAUCUGGAAGAACUUCAACGACAGCCUGCAUAGCCUGGCCCAGGCAGUGAGGAACCUGUCCCUGGAUGUAGAGGCUAACCGCCAGGCCAUCCAAAGGGUUCAGGAGGACGUAGUGGCCAGAGCUGAUGUCCAAGAGCUUGGGGCCAAGUUUGAGGCCAAGGUGCAGGAGAAUGCCCAGCGGGUUGGGCAGCUGCGGCAGGCGGUGGAGGAGCACCUGCACGCCCAGCUCCAGUCCCUGCGCCACUCGCUCUCCGAGUUCCAAACCGACGUGGACGCCAGGCUGAAGCAGCUACACAAGGCCCAGGAGUCCCCGGGAAGCCAUGGUGGCCUGGAGGCGGCCGCCAAGCCGGAGCCCGACAGCCUGCACGCCAGGCUGGGCCAACUGCAGCGGAACCUGUCGGAGCUGCACGCGGCCCUGGGCCGCAGGGAGGAGGAACUGCAGGGCACCCUGGGGGACGUGAGUGCCACCUUGGCCCAGCACAGCGAAGAGAUCAAAGAGUUAUACUCAGAGUCGGACGAGACCUUCGACCAGAUCAGCAGGGUGGAGCGGCAGGUGGAGGAGCUGCAGGUGAACCACACGGCGCUGCGCGAGCUACGAAUAAUCCUGAUGGAGAAAUCGCUCAUCAUGGAGGAGAACAAGGAGGAGCUAGAGCAGCAGCUCAUGGAGCUCAAUGUGACGCUGCAGCAGCUGCAGGGCGGCCAGGCCGACCUCCUCAAGUACGCCAAGGAUUGCAACUGCCAGCGGCUCUACCUGGACCUCGACGUCAUCCGGGAAGGCCAGAAGGGCACCACGCGAGCCCUGGAGGAGGCGCAGCUGAGCCUGGACGAGCAGCGCCGGCUGGACAGCUCCUCGCUGCAGGCCCUAAGCAGCGCCGUGGACGCUGUGGCACAGGCCGUGGACGCGCGCAAGGCCGAGGGCGAGCAGGCGCGCGCCGAUCGAGCGCGGCUCCGGAGCCAGCUGCAGGCAGUGCACGGCGAGGUGGGUGCGUUGCAGGCGGCCGCCGGCCCGCUGCGCGCCGAGGUGCAGCGGCUGCACAGCGCCUUCGCCGCGCUGCUGCACGACGCGCUGCGCCACGAGGCCGUGCUGGCCGCCCUCUUCGGGGAGGACGCGCUGGAAAGGCUGUCGGAGGACGAGGCCAACCCACUGCCUCUGCGCUAUGAGCAGAUCCGCACUGGCCUGCAGGACGCCGCCAGCGGGCUGCAGGAGCAGGCGCUCGCCUGGCAUGCUCUGGCGGCCCAAGUGGCCACCCUGGAGCAGCUGGUGAAGCAGCGCCUGGAGCCCCCUCAGGACUCCCUUCCGGAAGAGGCUGGUGCUGCGACCCUGGCCCAGCUUCAGGGCCUGAUGACGGAGGUCAUAUCCCAAGUCAAUAGCCUCCGGCAUUGCUGCGAAGCCCCCGGGGCUGCCCCCUUCAACAGUUCGCUCCAAGGUCUCUCCAGUGUGCUGUCAGCCACGCAGCACGACCUGGAGCAGCACCGGCAGCUCUUCAACCGGCUGUUUGACAACUUCCAGGAGCUCCUGGACACCAACGUCAGCUUGGACCUGAGCAAGCUGCAGACCUUGGUGAGCAGGAAAGAGAGGAAGCAGCAGAAAGGCCUAGACGGCUCCCGGAAGAGGGACAAGAAGCAGGUGCAGCCCUGGGCGGAUGCAGGCGCCCCAGUGCCCAUGCCGAGGGGCCCAGGUGGGCUCUGGGGGACAGGCUCCCCUGUGGCUUUCUAUGCCAGCUCUUCCCAAGGGGCUACUGCCCCACAGAUGGUGGCAUUUGACGUGGCAUCCAUCAACUUCGGCGGUGGCUACCUGCCCCAGCAUGGCUACUUCGUGGCACCUGAACACGGCAUCUACCUGCUGGUGGUGAGCGUUGAAUUCGGCCCCGGUCCAGGUACCGGGCUGCUGGUGCCGGGUGGCUCCGGCAGGACCCCAGUCUCCAUUGCCAAGCAGAGGGAUGAUGGAAGCGCUGCCACCACCUCGGCCUUGCUGGAGCUACAGAAGGGCGAGAGAGUGUGGCUCGAGCUGACCCAGGGCUCCGUCACCCCGGGCACCCAGGGCACUACCUUUGGCGGCUUCCUGCUGUUCAGGACUUGA